ACACACAAUACACACAAUACACACAAUACACAAGAUACACACGAUACACAACAUACGACAUACAACACACAAUAUGCAACACUCACGAUACACAUGACAAGUUAUAAACAACUCACAAAACACACUGUAUAACACACAUAGUUCAAAUCACACACGAUAUGCAACACCAUACACAACACAAAGGUCAUCAGGUGAAUGGUGUCUGGAAUUACCCUCUUUACAUGGAUAUUACAUGUCACGCUUUUUAAAAUUCCAAGCAAGUAAAUCUAUACGGGAUCUGAAUUAUAGAUGUCGGUGUUCCUGGAGUGUAUGUGACAGAACAUAGUCUCUGUACCAUAAUUAUUGCCAAUUAGACAUUGCUGGCGAUGGAUGUCAUUGUAUUGGUGUCGUUAUGGUCAUUUCUUUUGCGAGGUAAGACGUUUCAGUUCAUCUCAACUUAUAUCUGUUUAUAUGAUAGAAUAAACAAACCCCCUCCCUUCUCAAAGUCCCUGCAAUAUGAUGAUAAGAUUCACUUAUUUCAUAUCUAAAACAUCAAGCUCAUUGUCAAAUCCUCAUGUACCCUUCUCCCUCUUAUUCAACAAUUCUUUCUCCACACUGAUUUUUUUCUUUCUUUUCUUUUUUCUUUAAUUUCUUCUAUCCCUUGUUCUUUCUUUUAUAAAUACAGCACAUACAAUUUUUUUAUAUCAUCUAAAAUAUACUGUUGAAUUUUAACUGAUUAUGAAGAAUGGAAGGAAUGUAUGUAUGAUGUAUGGAUAAAUUAAAUUGUAAAUGUAUUAUGUACUGUUGAAAAAUCUUCAAAAAUAAAAAAAUAAAAUGGAAAAAAAAUGAAAAAAAUCCCAAUGUUAACAUUGUUACCACUGUUACUACUGUGAUUUGUUUUCCAAAUGUACUUGAACAUGUUGAUUGAAAAAGAAACAAUGCAUAUUAAGUCUAACAAAGUAAUAUUUUAACAUUUGAAGUAAUUCUAACGACUGAUGAAUUUGAUAGUACAUUUCGAUACGGGAAGACAUAAGGACAUUUGAGUGCGUUUUAUGUAUAUUGUUCCCUUUUAAACAUCAGAGGCAAUGCCCCUCUUCACGAAUCUGCGAAUCAGUUCAGAAACAUUGAAAUGGGCAGAAGCUAAAGAAUACUGUGAGGAUUGGAAUGGCCAUCUGAUCGUUCUAGAUAGUCAGGACAAGUGGAACUACUUCACAGCUCACGACCAAUACCAAGAAUAUCGAUUACACGAGGGGUUUUACUGGAUAUACAUGAGAUUCAAUGACACUUUCAAGUGCGGCGACGGAAAAGUACAGCCAUGGGUCUAUAGUGGAUGGGGAAGGGGGGACACUUCUUAUCAAGAGCCUGAUGGUUGUCCUGAACAAUCGUGUGUGUUGCUAUUAAACAAUCAGAUGUACACCGCAAGGUGUUAUACUCGCAAAAAGGCUCUCUGUGAGACAGAUCCGACUACGACAUCUCGACUGGAUGCAGUUGAUGGCGACAUCACACAUUCAUCUACACAUUUCACCGAAUCAGAUACUGCAGUUUUCACUGUGUCCUCACCAGAAACUGAUGUAUUUUCUACUCUCUCCCUUUCGACUCAAACGACAGAAGCGGAAGGCGAGACGAUAUCUGAUCUGCAGGAAACAUCUGCGACGUCAGUUUUAACACCUACCACGGCUCUAGUCACUCAUGAUGUAAACAAUAGCACGUGUAAUACAUGCUGUCUCCUCAAGAACCUCACAAAACUUGACAGACGGGAACUUGAUGAGAUUCUGCGUGGGUUAAGGAUUCAGUUGGAAGUAAACAAAACCAUGUUGUCCUCCCAGAGGCGUAAACUCAUCAGCGUGUAUGACUCCCGGCCCAGUAGUGUGGCCAUGGGAGGCGUGGCCUGUAUCAUCCUGGCCGCGGUUGUCGGAGUGAUCGUUGUACCGGACGGUGUCAGUCUUGUUAGGCUAGUGUACAAACAGUUUGAAUCACAACACGAUACAUCAGUCUCGGUAGGCUAGUGUACAAACCGUUCAAAUCACAACACGAUACAUCAGUCUUGUAGAUUUGAAUCGAUUUUUUUUUUUUUUUUUGAUUUUUCGUUCAUGCUUUGCGCAUGUUCCACCGAUUUUGUUUAUAAAUUAUGGUUUCUUAAUGAUGGUUGUUCCAUUAUAGCGCUUCAAACAUGAAGUUCAAAAAGAAGUGUGCCUUAAGCAACUGUUGACUACGAAAAUUAAGUGAAGAAGAUUUUUGAUAUUGGAAGCUGGUUUAAGUUAAACGGAAAUUCCCUUGUUUGAAUAAAGUGUAU
Messenger RNA from Pecten maximus, 2272 nucleotides. RefSeq lists its product as uncharacterized. NCBI's taxonomy places the organism in Eukaryota, Metazoa, Mollusca, Bivalvia, Pectinida, Pectinidae. The transcript is spliced from 3 exons. The record is from RefSeq and is a predicted model, not a curated record. The coding region runs from base 1065 to 1985 and encodes 306 amino acids.